AUAUGCAAAGCUAAACCGAUAAAGUUCCUCCCUCUCUCCGCUCCACCAUAGCCAGAGCGCGAGCCACUGUUAGCACUCGAGUUAAAAAAAAAAAAAAAACGAAAUUCGAGAUUUUGAUUCGGACCCUGAUGAUACUGGGCCGGAGAAAUUAGUGAUAAAGUUUUGGGCUUUAAUCGGGAAAAAUGGACGUCCUCGCCUUAUCCUCUUCCGCAUCAGCCGCCGUCUCUAUCGCCGGAAGCUUCCCGUCGUUCCGUUACAGUGUUGGAUUGAGAAGGAAAGGGGAAAACGCGGCAGCUAAGCAGAAGAAGUUUGUGGUUUGUGCGUCGAAGAGGGAAGAGCCGAAGCUGAACGAAUGGGAUCAAAUGGAGCUCAAGUUCGGCCGCUUACUCGGAGAAGACCCCAAACUGACUUUAGCCAAGAUAGUGGCUAGGAAAGUGAAUCCGGAAGCGUCGUUCGUUGAAGUUGAGAAGUCUUUUUACAAGAACAAGGGUAAGCUUCCUGACAUUGAAACCAUUCCUUUGGAUUGGUCUAAGGAAGAAGAUAAGAAUAAGAAGAAACCGACUUCACCUUCACUGGAUGGAUUGAACUUGGUGAAGCCAGUUCCUAAAGACGGAGUCAAGUUCGAAACUUCGGAUAAGCCUGUGGUGAAAAGACCAAACCUUUCUCUGAAGAAGCCAUUGGAGAAUGCUUCUCCAGUUGCUGCUGCUACUCCUCCGAAAAGGACGUUGCCUAAUGUCAUACUGAGAAAGCCGAGCUCGUAUUACGUGAAUAACGACGAGGAGGAUGAGUCUAAGCUGCGGUUGAAGCGGAACCUGACAUUGAAGAUGAGGAAUGAGAGGGAGAAUGAGAGGUUUAGUGACAUGACGCUGUUGCGAAAACCUGAACCAGUGAGUGUGAAUGCGGAGGAAGAUAAUAAGGUUCUAAGUGAUGAUGGAUUAACUACGGAGGAAGGAGUAGUAUACUCGGAGUAUACUCUUUUAGAGAAGCCAGAAGCGAGGCCUGAGACUGAGAACGUAGUAGACGAGGAAGCUGUGGAGUUGCCAGAGAUUGAAAAUGCGUCUGUUCCAACUGAAUUGCAGCUUAAGAGCGAUAUAUCAUCAGGAUCCUCUGAGGAGGAAACCAUUAGCAGUGAUCCAGUCGACAUAGCUCCCUCAAGUCCAGUUUCUCAAACAACCGUUGAAGCUUCUUUACAAGGGAAGCCACAAAGGUUAGACCCAUCUUCCGCAGAGCCAUCAGUUUCAGACAGAGGACAACCAUUAACCGUGAACCAAGAAAGCCGCCAGGUCUCUAUUGAGCUCAAGGGCCCUCCUUCUAGAUCUUCCUUGGAGGAAAGUGAUUGGAACAAGGCAGAGUCUCUAGUUAAGACAGAGCUACGAGCGGAUGUUGAGCUAAUAAGCUCGAGCGCCAGAGGAUUUGCUGUUUCCUAUGGAUCUUUGAUCGGAUUUUUACCUUACCGGAACCUAGCAGCAAAAUGGAAAUUCCUGGCGUUUGAAUCAUGGUUGAGAAGAAAAGGUGUAGAUCCAUCAUUGUAUCGACAAAACCUUGGAGUGAUUGGAGGUCAAGAUAUCACGAGCAAAGCUCCAUCUCCAGAUUCUUCAAGCUUAGUGGCUUCUGAAGUUGUUAAUGGAGAAGUUUCUUCUGAUAUGAAGCUUGAAGAUCUUCUUAUGGUGUAUGACAGAGAGAAGCAGAAGUUCCUGUCGUCUUUUGUUGGCCAGAAAAUCAAAGUGAAUGUGGUUAUGGCUAAUAGAAACUCAAGGAAGCUUAUAUUUUCGAUGAGGCCACGAGAAAAUGAGGAGGAAGUUGAGAAAAAACGAAAUCUGAUGGCUAAGCUUCGUGUUGGGGAUGUUGUGAAAUGCUGCAUCAGGAAAAUUACCUAUUUUGGUAUUUUCUGCGAGCUAGAAGGUGUUCCUGCAUUGAUUCACCAAUCAGAAGUUUCAUGGGAUGCAACUUUAGACCCUGCUUCAUAUUUCAAAAUCGGUCAGAUGGUGGAGGCGAAAGUGCACCAGCUAGAUUUUGCUCUUGAACGUAUCUUCUUGUCACUAAAAGAAAUCACGCCUGAUCCUCUAACAGAAGCCUUGGAAUCUGUAGUUGGUGACAAUGAUCAGUUGGGAAAGUUACAAGCUGCAGAGCUUGACGCUGAGUGGCCUGAUGUGGAAUCUCUAAUCAAAGAGAUGGAGAUGGUUGAAGGAAUCCAAUCUGUUUCAAAAGGUCGUUUCUUCUUGAGCCCUGGUCUUGCUCCAACGUUUCAGGUUUACAUGGCGCCAAUGUUUGAGAACCAAUACAAACUACUUGCCCGAGCUGGAAACAGAGUGCAAGAGCUAAUUGUGGAAGCAUCAUUGAGCAAAGAAGAGAUGAAAACUACAAUCAUGUCUUGCACAAACAGAGUAGAAUGAGAUAAUAUUUUGAGGAGAGAAUGAAUGAUUGCGCUGUUUUGUUUCAUUCUUCAAAGUGGUAUCACCCAAAGACUUGUGUAGUAAAUGUACAAGAACAGUAUAUGAUUUCUGGUGCACAAUUAAUUUUCUGAGUAUUUGUCA
Raphanus sativus (radish) is the source of this 2534-nucleotide messenger RNA. RefSeq lists its product as uncharacterized. The record is from RefSeq and is a predicted model, not a curated record. Lineage: Eukaryota; Viridiplantae; Streptophyta; Magnoliopsida; Brassicales; Brassicaceae. The transcript is spliced from 13 exons. Gene Ontology annotation, molecular function: nucleic acid binding. Bases 183 to 2393 code for a protein of 736 amino acids.